Molecule: messenger RNA, 2010 nt
Organism: Pyrus x bretschneideri (Chinese white pear)
Lineage: Eukaryota; Viridiplantae; Streptophyta; Magnoliopsida; Rosales; Rosaceae
Product: pentatricopeptide repeat-containing protein At3g61360
Molecular function (GO): protein binding
Source: RefSeq, a predicted model, not a curated record
ACAAAUCUCAGAGCCCUCCUAAGUAGAUUGUGCAGUCGAUAUGCUCGCCUUAUUCUCUAACCACCAAAAACGGAACAUAACGGAAAAAACUGUAAAAGCUGAAGCAAGUAACACAGCACCAACACCCUUUCCCGGAUAUUGAGGUACUAGUGAGCGUUUCCAAAUGGAAAUUUCAAAUUGCCGACUCAGUUGCGCUUGUCAUUAAGUUCAACCAAGGAGAGAAUGCUCCAUUUGACGAGACUAAAGAUAUCCGAUCAGCUUACUGAAAUUCCUCAAAAGCUAAAUUUUUCUGUCAUUAACGUCCUUAAAUUAUCCAGCCAAAUACUUCUGUUGUCAGAAUCCAGCAUUGAAAUUGAUACAAUCACCAGAAUAAUUAACAACCAUCCUUACCCUGAUCAACCACUUCAACCGACUCUUCUCCAGCACAUCCCACCACAAGUUCUUUCCACCAGUUUUGUGGAGAAUGUUCUUGGUCACCUUUUCGCAGCCCAUUCCAAUGGUCUUAAAGCCCUUGAAUUCUUCAAUUAUUCCCUCAGUCAUUCCCAGUUAUGUCCAAGCUCAGACGCUUUUGAAAAGAUGCUGCACAUCCUUACCAGGAUGCGUUAUUUUGAUAAAGCGUGGGAGUUGAUGGCAAAACUAAGCAGGACGCACCCUUCCUUGCUUACCCUUAAGUCAAUGAGCAUCAUUCUGUCAAAAAUAGCAAAAUUCAAAUCGUAUGAAGAUGUCCUUGAAGCAUUUGAAAAAUUGGAGAACGAUAUUUUUGCUGGGAGGAAGUUUGGUACUGAUGAGUUCAAUGUACUCCUCCGAGCAUUUUGCACAGAAAGGCAGAUGAAGGAGGCACGUUCAGUGUUCAUGAAGAUGUGUUCUCGCUUUCCACCCAACACCAAGACCAUGAAUAUUUUGCUCCUAGGGUUCAAGGAAUCAGGAGAUAUUACUGCAAUAGAACUCUUUUACCAUGAACUGGUUAAAAGAAGCUUUAAGCCAAAUAGUAUUACUUAUAACAUUAGAAUUGAUGCUUACUGUAAGAAAGGUUGCUUCGCUGAUGGAUUGAGACUUUUUGAAGGAAUGGAACGGGAAAACUUGUCACCUACGUUGGAAACAAUCACUACACUGAUCCAUGGAGCAGGGGUUGUUCGAAAUCCAAUGAAGGCACAGCAGUUAUUUGAUGAGAUUCGCUUGAGAAACUUGCUUCCGGACACUGGCUCUUAUAAUGCUUUGAUGAGUUCGCUUAUUAGAUCAAGACAUCUGAAGUCCGCGGUCGCCUUGAUGGAUGAGAUGGAAGAGAAUCAUAUUGAGCAGGACGAUAUGACUUACCACACCAUAUUCUCUGGCUUGAUGAGGACAUCUGAUAUUGAAGGCGUUUCUAGGCUAUACCACAAAAUGGUUGAUAGAAGUUUUGUGCCCAAAACACGAACGGUUGUGAUGAUAAUAAAAUUUUUCUGUGUAAACCAUCAGCUUGAUUCGGGUUUGCAUUUGUGGCGAUACCUAGUGGAGAAAGGAUAUUGUCCUCACAGUCAUGCAUUGGACCUUCUGGUAACGGGAUUGUGCUCCCGGGGUAGGGUAAACGGCUUUGAGUGCUCCACACAAAUGGUGGAGAGGGGUAGACAUAUGAGCGAAGCAUCGUUUCGGACAUUGGAGAGCUUGCUGCUUCAGGAAGGUGAGAUGGACAAGCUGAGGAAGCUGAAGCAGAUGAUAAAGAAAUUGCAGAAGGUGUUGCCCCAAGUAAAAGGGCAUACUAUUGCAGAUCCUGCACAUUCAGACAGAGAGUUGUAGGGAUGUUCUUUAUUUUUUAUGUCUUCUCAAUGUACUGAAUUGAUAUCAUCCAUGCUUAGUCACAAAAACAAUCACUUGGUUAAAAGAGAAAAAUUUAGAAGUGCUUUUUGGCAGCCAAAAGCACUUUUGAUUGUGAUUUACAGAAUAAUUUAGAAGCGCUUUAUAGAGAAGCACAUGUCUUAUGCUUUUUUAUGGAUCACUUCAAGUGGUUUUCUAAUAAGAGAGUUACUAGAUCCA